Molecule: messenger RNA, 1089 nt
Organism: Schistocerca piceifrons (Central American locust)
Lineage: Eukaryota; Metazoa; Arthropoda; Insecta; Orthoptera; Acrididae
Product: calcitonin gene-related peptide type 1 receptor-like
Exons: 8
Coding region: 1-1089 (362 amino acids)
Biological process (GO): cell surface receptor signaling pathway; adenylate cyclase-modulating G protein-coupled receptor signaling pathway
Cellular component (GO): plasma membrane
Molecular function (GO): G protein-coupled peptide receptor activity
Source: RefSeq, a predicted model, not a curated record
AUGUCAUGGGAUGGGUGGACCUGCUGGCCUGAAGCCCCAGCGCCAUCUGAGCAGCAUCUCCCAUGUCCUCCACAGACCACUGUCAGCUCACAGCUGCCGCACUGCCCACAGCUGUCCCGCAGAGAGUGCCUGGCUGACGGCUCGUGGCGGCUGCCCACCGACUACUCGCCCUGCAGCCGUCUGCCUGGUGUGGUGCGCCGCCUCUGGGUCACCGUGGCAGCCCAGGCUGUGUCUGCUGCCUGCCUGGCGCCCGCCAUCCUGCUCUUCUCCUCCUAUGGGCAGUUGCAGAGCCACCGCGUUUCGCUGCACAAGCACUUCUUCAGCUCACUGCUGCUCUACUCACUGUUCGAGAUCGCCUUCACCCUGGCCGUCAUGCUGCCGUCCCGUUACCAGGACGUGUGGCUGUGUAACGUGCUACUGCUGACCACCAAGUACUGGCGCUGCAGCAACUACCUGUGGAUGUUCUGCGAGGGCUUCUACCUGCACCGCCUGCUCGCAGCCGCCUUCCAGCCCGAGAGGUCGCUCAUCGUCUUCUACGUCAUCGGCUGGGGUGUGCCGCUGCUGCCAGUAUCCGUGUACGCCCUGCUGCGCCACCUGCUGGCCCAGGGGGAGCCGGCCAGCUGCUGGGUGGAGCCCCACCACAUGGUCGAGUGGGUCCUCUACGUGCCCAGUCUGGUCAGCCUGCUGGUGAACUCUGUGUUCCUGGCACACAUCGUGUGCAUCCUGGUGAGCAAGUUGCGAGCCAACCACUGCCGGGAGCCCAGCUUCUUCAGGAAGGCGGUGCGGGGGACGCUGGCUCUGCUGCCGCUGUUCGGCCUGAACCUGCUGGUGUCCCUGUACCGGAUGCCCAACCCGUCCUGCACCUGGGAGCUGCUCUACGCCUACUUCGGGCUGCUGCUGGACGGACUGCAGGGGGCCUUCGUCGCUAUCAGCUUCUGCUUCCUCAACAGAGAGGUCCACAGCGCAGUGAGGCGGUCUUACAACCUGCUGUCGGACAAGUACCGCGGAGGUGGAGCUCGCUCACAUUCACGGAGCAGCGAAAGUUGUGGAGCUGCUCACACAACGCUGGCGAGUAUGGAUGGCUUCUGA